AUUUGACAGACACUCUCAUAUAUACAUAACAGACACGCAUAUACAUAACAGAUAUACAUACAUCAAUCACACAGACACACUUAUUGACAAAGCGCACAGACACACAUCACAUAGUUCCUGCUAAUAUGCCGCGUGCCAAGGGCCACAGGCGGGCACUAGCCUCCAGGACCAAGAUGGCAGAGCGGCAGUCUUCGACCCCCAUGCCUCCUGUCCCUGAGUUCGUCUCUCGGCGCGGCACUGGGUUCCGCCACCGCGUGCGGAGGUGGCCGACUUCGCACCUGACUGGCCGUCAGGUGAAGUUUGUCCCUCCAGCUAUCGACCCGGAGAAGAAGACUGUCUUCUUCAUCGGCGACUCCCACCUGAGGGGCCUGGUGGAUGGGGAUGUCGCCUUACCCAAGGUACCGCUCUCUUUCUCUUUUCUGUCUGUUCCAGGUGGAGGUGCAGCUGACCUGAGGACAGAGGUGGGGCGCCUGGAGUUCCCGUGGACCCCGGAUGUCGUCUGCGUGCUGGCCCCGAGCAACGACCUGGACCGUGGGCCCUCCUCCGCUGCGGUGGAGUUCGGCGCCCUCCUGACCAGCGUCCGCAGCCGCUGGCCCAAGGUGUUUGUUCUGGACUUCCCCCCGCGUCUGAACAAACCCGUGGGCCUGCAGGAUCUGCUGCGUCAGGAGCACCGCCGCGUCGCAACACGCAUGGGUGUCCCAUUCGUGGCUGUGACCGACAGCUUCCUGCUGGAUCGGUUGGAGCUGUGGUGUCAUGACGGCGUGCACCUCAGCGACACAGGUGGCUCGCCCAUCCUGGUGAAGCUGUUGUGCGAAGCCGCCCUCACCCUGUUCCCAACUGACCCCCCUGCGCCUCCUUCCCCUCUGACGGACUGCCUGGAUCCCCAGACGUGGCCCAGUCUUGGAGACGAGGGAGAGAUGGACUGCAUGCCUGCAUCUGCUGGCUUUUGGAGGAAGAUGGCAGAGCGGCAGUCACGGACCCCCAUGCCUCCUGUCCCAGAGUUCGUCGCUUGUGGCCCGCCCAUCCUGGUGGAGCCUGCGCCUUCUUCCCCUCGUCGGUCGCCACCGGCCCAGGUGACGGGGCCAGACCCCCUGCCCCGUCGGCGCCAGGAUCCCCGGAGGUGGACAACGGUUGGACGGGAGCGAAAGGCUGGAACACUGCCGGUGCAACAGUCCCUUCCCAUCCCGUCCAACCCUGUGUGGUUCAGCAGUCCUAUGUUGGAUGCCAUGGAGGAGUUCGCUCCUUCCUCUGACUCCAACUGCACUGCUGUCCCACCACCUGGCCAGGCUUCUCCUGGGAGGCGUCGUCGGAGAGCUGUGGCUGUCAGGCGUGCUGGACGGAGGGAGUUCACUUCUGACUCCGACUGCACUGCUGUCCCACCACCUGGCCAGGCUUCUCCUGGGAGGUGUCGUCGGAGACCUGUGGCCGUCAGGUGCGCCGGGCGGAGGGAGCAGGUUGGUGUCAACGUUUUUCCCUUACAAUUUCAGGUACCUGCGGUCCGUGGCGAGCCAACGGUCAUCAGGGAGGAGCCUGCUGUCCAGGAGGAAGCCCAGGUGCCGCUGCAGGUCUUCGCAGAUAAGGUUGAUUCUUUUCCUCUCCCUAGUGAUAGUGGUAGGGUUAGUAAACCUCAGUCCGUCUGCGGUCGCGUGGCAAUGGUCGAGCGGGAUCGUCUGGGAAUUAGCGUAGCUACGGUUGUGCGCGGAUCUUUUCACCAGGGGGAUAGCAGGUUUAGUUACGGAGGGAAGCAAUGCAUGGCCAUUGCUUUAACUAGUAUAGCUAAGCAUGUGGUGAAAAGUGUGUUUUCGUGGGAGACACAGGAUCUCGAUCGCAUCCUGUAUUUAGGCGAUGAAUUGUACAGUAGUUUGCGCAACCUGGGUAUUUUUAACCAUCCGUCGCAGUUUUUGUCCGUGCCGGAUCUACCUAGUAAUGUGGAUAUUGACGAGCAGUUGUUUAGUUUUCAUUUUAGUCAACACCCGGCAUCAGGUGCUGUGGGUGUUGAGCAGGAAAGUGGUCCCUUUGUGAGUCUGCGUCAUGGAUUAGAGGGAGUUUUCAGGCAGUACAGGAUGUGUCUGCUGACACUGGUAGCGUAUACAUCUGCCAUCAUCUGUGAGGAUGGACAGUUUGCUGUGGUCGACAGUCACUCUCGUAGUAGCUGUGGCCUGCUAGAUCACAACGGUACAAGUGUAAUACUGCACUUUUCCUGCUUAGAUGACCUGCAUCACUACAUCUGUUGUUUGGCUGAUGCUCUCUGUUCAGGGCUGAAGCCUUUUGAGCUGUGUGGCGUUAGGGUUAGUGUAGGUGCAAGUCCAGCGUUGUCUGGAGCUUCUGUAGAGAGUUGCAUCUUUGAGAUGAACACUGCUGCAGCACCUGAGCGUAGUGACAUAAGUGAUGUUUGUGCCACCACCUCCUUGUUUGACAGUGAUGCAGGUCCAGCUGUGAGCCACGCACAAUCCGGUGUUCCUGUGGAGAGUGGCUUCAUAGAGAUGAGCACUGCUCCGGCACCUGGAUUUAGUGACCUUGACAAAGAUUUUGCAGCCCCAUCUGUGUGUCAGAGUGGGGCUGAUGUUAAAGCGAGCCCAGCACUGUCUGGCGCAUCUGUUCUCACUUUUUUAAGUGAAGUUAGCAGUGGCUCAACAGCAGAAUUUGUUGCCACUGAUGGCAAAAAGCGUACGAUUUUGUCUCGUGAACGCAAGUCUAAACAAUCCAAGCGUUUUGAUAGUGUUACAGUAAACUCUGAUGUAGUGUUUAUCGCUGCAUCAGAGAGUGAGGAACAGUUUUUCCGUCCCCUCGGUGAUGACGUUUGUAGGGCUUUGUGUAGUCAAUUAAAAAUAGAUUUUAUGAAAGUCGGUGGUCUGGUGCACAGAGAGGUGGGCUACUUAGGUGUUCCCUGCCUUAGGGAGAAAAUUGUUCAGGAUGGGAACUGCUUUUUCAGAGCUGUUUCUCACGCUGUCAGUGGUUCACAGAAGAACCAUCGUAAGAUUAGACUGGCAGCCUGUAGAGAGCUCGAAAAGAAUGAGGCUAGGUAUCGGGGUCUUUUGAGGAGUGAUAUGUCACUUUUAGAGUACAUCAAGCAGUCCAGGAUGAAGUGUGUCAAGACUUGGGCCACAGAGGUUGAAAUCCAGGCCACUGCAGAUUAUUUAGGCAUUGCCUUUUUUACUUUUCAUGAUGCUCGUUGGCUAAAAUAUUGUUGCAGCAGUAAGUGUUUGUCAGCGGACUGCAUUUAUUUGGAGAAUGUCGGGGGCCAGCAUUUUGACUGCGUUCUUUGUGUUUUAAAGCCUGGACUGCAAAGUUGUUAUGGAUAUUGUGAAUUAGGCUGGGAUAUAGGCUGUAGCACUAGGUCUUCAGCGAAAGAUAGAGCGGGGCAGGCAGUAGAUGGGAUAGAUUGUCUAGAUUCAGGUAAAGAUGUUAUAGAGGUUGUAGAGGGCAGUACAAUAAGUAGGGAUUCUAGUGCGACAAAGUAUUCAAAGUGUAAGGGAAGACUGCAGGAUACAGUUACUAUUAAACAUCGAGAGAGACGUGCCCUGCUUUAUAGGAAAAUGUAUAGUGAGGACUUGAACUUCAGGGAGAGCUGUAUAUCACGAAGUGUAGAGAAAUACAGAUAUAGCUUGGAGCACAGGCACGGAGUGCGGGGAAGUACAGGGAUAUUAUUGAGCACAGGGAAAGGGUUAAAUUCAGGAGCAAAGUGCCGAGUACAAUAAAAUACAGGGAUAUCAAGCACAGGGAAAGGGUUAAAUUCAGGAGCAAAGUGGCGAGUACAAUAACAUACAGGGAUAUCAAACACAGGGAAAGGGUUAAAUUCAGGAGCAAAGUGGCGAGUACAAUAAAAUACAGGGAUA
Molecule: messenger RNA, 3836 nt
Organism: Entelurus aequoreus (snake pipefish)
Lineage: Eukaryota; Metazoa; Chordata; Actinopteri; Syngnathiformes; Syngnathidae
Exons: 12
Coding region: 126-3698 (1190 amino acids)
Biological process (GO): protein deubiquitination
Molecular function (GO): cysteine-type deubiquitinase activity
Source: RefSeq, a predicted model, not a curated record